Molecule: messenger RNA, 2850 nt
Organism: Emiliania huxleyi CCMP1516
Lineage: Eukaryota; Haptophyta; Isochrysidales; Noelaerhabdaceae
Exons: 3
Coding region: 1-2850 (949 amino acids)
Biological process (GO): nucleobase-containing compound metabolic process
Molecular function (GO): nucleic acid binding; aminoacyl-tRNA deacylase activity; 3'-5' exonuclease activity
Source: RefSeq, a predicted model, not a curated record
AUGGAGUCACGCACUUUUGGCACGCAGGGCUGCGCGGCCGCCAGUCGCCACGCGAACGCUCCAGACGACGUCCCUGCAUCGAGUACGCGGCGAGAGCGCGAGCGUGAGCGGUUGCGCAAGGUCUCGGCUUGUAGACGGCGCGAGAACCCUUCUCCGGCCGCAGCACAGCGCUACCGCGAGUACUUGCUCUGGACGGAGACGAGGCCGGUGCAGUUUGGCGACGAGCCGCCAAACGACACGUACGAGAUCUUCAUGAAGGAGCGCCGGCGCGAGGAGAAGGCGCGGCUGCAAGAUGGCGCCGCGCCGCCAGCGCUGCUGCCGCCGCCGCCGCCGCCGGGCCAGCCUAGUGACCCCACACUCCCCCACUUGUGGGUGCUCCCGCUCGAGGGGCAAACGGCACAAACGGGCCGGCUCGCGGACUUCAUGGCUGCAGCUGCGCUCGGCCUCGAGGAUGCUUCCACAGUCGUGAAGUCGCUCGUCUGCACAGCCUCCACGGGCAAGCCGAUACUGGUGCUGACCUCCGGCUCGAGUCGCCUCGACAUGAAGAAGGUCGGUCGAUGGGCCAACUGCCGCGUACGCCUCGCCACGCCGUCGGAGGUGCAAGCCUGCACGGGACACGUCGCCGGAGAGGUGCCUCCGCUAUGCGCAGAUGCGAGCGACACGCUGAGCGUCCUCAUGGACUCCAGAGUGCUCGACCUCGGCUCAACUGUUUACGCAGGAGCGGGCGAGCCGGGCCUGCAUCUCCGCACGAGCCCGGCAGAGCUGCUUCGAGCCUCGUGCGCCGUCGUGGGAGAUUUCACGGUGGCGGCGACAGCAGAGGCGUCAGCAGCGGCAGAGGCGGCAGCAGCGUCAGCAGCGGCUCCUCUCCCCGCGGCGCUGGCGCCGCCAGAGCCCGCGAGCUCGGCGGAGGAGCGCGGCCUCGACCAGCGAGCUGGCGGCCCGAGCGCGCGCCCUCUGCGCAGCGACGUUGCGGCGGUGUUAGCCGCGCGACCUCUCGCCGACGGCCUCGUCGAGCUGCCUCGCUGCGAGGUGCUGCGCGUGCGGAGGCAGGCGCGCUUGCUGCUCUUCGCCACGCUGCGCGUGCUGGCGCCGCCGCGCAAGGCUGCAGACGGCAGCCCGCUCGAGCUGCCCGCCGGCACCGGCGACUACCAGCUGAUUGUCGGCAAGUCGUUUGUGCGCUCGGUCGGGGAGGAGGAGGCGCACGCGCGAAUGCGCAGGGUCCGGGCGGGCAGCCUCCUCCGCGCGAGAGGGCGGCUGCAGCUCAACCCUCGCCUCACCGGGCCGGACUUGGUCGCCUGCGAGCUGGAGCUACUCGCGAGCCCACAGGUAGAGGCGCAGAAGGAGCCGCAGAAGGAGCCGCAGGACGCGCCAUCAGUGAGGCCGCCGCAGAAGCAAGGCACGCCGGAGACGCGCCGGGCCGCCGCCUCGGCCGAGGAGCGGCCCUUUUCCUCGCCUCCGCUCCGUGCGCCGAAGCGGCCUCCACGGGUCCUCUCUGUCCAAGACGGGGCCGGGAUCGCCGCCCUCUCGGCCGCGCUCGACGAGGCGGUGUCUCGGGGAGAGCCUGUUGCGUUCGACUGCGAGUGGCGGCCGCGCAACUGCCACGCGGACCCUUCCGACGACGACGGCUCGCUGCAGCUGCUGCAGCUCGCCACGCGGCGCGAGGCUUUUGUCGUCGACGUCGCCGCCUUCGCCUCGCCCGGCGCCGAGGAGAGCCGCUCGGAGCUGCGGCGCUGCCUCCUCCGCCUGCUCCGCGCCGAGGAAAGCGAGAAGCUCGGUUUCGCCUCCGGCGAGGACCUUCGCCGGCUCGAGACCUCGCUGCCGGGCGUCACCGAAGGCGCCGCGAACAUGCGCGACUUGCAGCGCGCCGCGACGAGGGCGGUCGGCUCGCCGCGCCGGACGGUGGUUGGGUUGGCCGGCGCGUGCGAGGCGCUGCUGCGAGCGAGUCUUGACAAGUCGCGCCAGAGCUCCGACUGGGCCGCGAGGCCGCUGUCGGCGGAGCAGCUCGAGUACGCGGCGCUCGACGCUUUCGUGCUGCUCGAGCUGGAGGAGGAGCUCAGCCGGCUGGCGCUGCUCCCUCCGAGCCCGCCGCGCGGCGACGCGAGGGCGUCGGUCGCACUCGCACGGGAAUCUCCACCGCCCGCUCGCACCUCCUCACCGCAGCCACCCCCGUCCCCUCCGUCGCUGGCUCCGGUGUCGUCGCGGGCCCUCCCCCUCUCCGGGCUGGAGGCGAUGCUCUCCUCGUACGUCGGCCUCCCACUCGGAGGCCGGAGGAAGGUCUUGCGGCUGUGCGCGGCCGGCUCGGCUGCGGCGGAGGAGGCGCAGCUCGACGAGCGAGAGAUCACGUCGGCGGGCGGGGGCGGGCUAACGCUGUGGGGAGACGGGUCGGCGUGCUUCUACAUCAACUCGCAGAGCUCUCGGCCGGGCGCAAAGUACCGCAACCAGUUUUGGCGCGAGGGGCGCGGCGAGCUCGCGGGCGAGGUCCUCUUCUCGUGGUACUUUGGACGCGACCAGCGGCUGUCUGACGGCUGGGUGCAGCCCGCGCUGAGAGGGGAGGUGGAGCUACUCCUAUUUUGCCGCCCGCAGACACGCAGCUCUCGCCGGCCGUACCGCUUCUGCGGCCGAAUCCGGGCGGCGGCCGUCGCUCUGCCGCCGGGAGAGGAGGGCGUAGAGGGUGCGGAGGGAUGGCCACCCGUCUGGUCCACGGAUGGCGCAGCGCACGUCGUCUGGCGUUUGGUUGAUGCCGACGCUCUGAUUGAGAGCACGCACGGCGCUUUCGAGGACGUGUUUGGCCCGGGCGGUGGCAUCGCGCCGAUGCGCCCGAGGGGGUACGGUAUGCAAGAGAGAAGCUGA